GAAGAAGAGGAGACAGACGCCGGACCUAGUCGCACGGACUUAGUCGCACGGACUCGGGGGCGCGGCGGUGACAUUAUGGUGGAUAAGGAGGGCGCGUCCCCGUGGGAUAUGGGGCUGCUCAGGACCUUUGACUCCCGGGAGUUCUGCGGGUGGGAGAAAGUCGGCUCCGGGGGCUUCGGGCAGGUGUAUAAAGUGAAACACAUGAACUGGAAGACUUGGCUCGCCAUCAAGUGUCCCCCCAGUCUCCAUGUGGAUGACAAAGAGCGGGUGGAACUGGUGGAAGAGGCCAAGAAGAUGGAGAUGGCGAAGUUCCGGUGCAUUCUGCCGGUGUACGGGAUCUGCAGUGAUCCGGUGGGUUUGGUGAUGGAGUACAUGGAGACGGGCUCCUUGGAGAAGCUCUUGGCGUCGGAGUGUCUGCCUUGGGACUUGCGCUUCAGAAUAAUACAUGAGACUGCCGUGGGCAUGAACUUUUUGCACUGCAUGAACCCGCCCCUCUUACACCUUGACCUCAAGCCGGCCAAUAUCUUACUGGAUGGCCACUACCAUGUCAAGAUCUCAGAUUUUGGGUUGGCCAAGUGGAACGGCUUGUCUAACUCCCAUGAGCUCAGCCUGGACGGCAUCUGUGGCACCAUCGCUUACCUGCCGCCCGAGCGAUUUAAGGAGAAGAACCGAUGUUUCGACACAAAACACGACGUGUACAGCUUUGCUAUUGUGAUUUGGGGGAUCCUCACUCAGCGCAAACCCUUUGCAGAUGAGAAAAACAUCCUCCAUAUCAUGGUGAAAGUAGGGGGUGGGCUACGCCCAGACUUAUCCCAGGUUCCCAGGGUCCGACCCCAGCAAUGCCAAGGAAUGAUCCAGCUGAUGAAGGAGUGUUGGCAUGAUAAACCGGAUAAGAGGCCAACAUUUCAAGAAAUUACUUCCGAGACGGAACAUUUAUGUACGAAACAUGAAGAUGAGACCGGCUCUGCGCAGGUCGGCCAAGAACUUCAAGGGAAGGUCGGCAAGGAAGCAGAGCCACAGAAUAUGACUUCUCAGGCUGAAGGCAAACGUUCUCCAACUCCUGCUUUCGAUAAAGACUACAGUCUCUCCGAGUUGCUGUCACAGUUGGAUUCAGGCAUCUCUCAGACAAUGGAUGGUCCAGGAUGUCUCAGCCACAGUGUCUCUGAGCCUCAGCUGGCGUCUAGUGACAAGAGGCUUUCUGGAGUGUCUUCUGUGGACUCUGCAUUCUCAUCGCGGGGAUCUUUGUCUCUUUCCUUUGAAAAGGACUGCUCAGUUCUUGAUAUCAGUGCAAGUGACCUCCAAAAGAAGAAGCUUGUUGAUGCCAUUGUUGGAGGUGACACUGCCAAGCUGCUGAAGAUACUCCAGCCUCAGGAUGUUGACUUGGUUUUCGAGGGACGAUCCAGUCUUCUUCACUUGGCCGUGGAGAGCGGUCAAGAAGAGUGCGCCAAACUGCUUCUGCUCUACAACGCCAGCCCUAACAUGACCAACCUUAAAGGAUCCACCCCACUGCACAUCGCUUCUGAUAAAAAGCUGAAGAACAUUGUGGAGCUGCUUCUUGGGAAGAAGAUUCAUGUCAACGCCAAAGAUGAGGACCUCUUUACAGCUCUUCAUUUUUCUGCACAAAAUGGAGAUGAGUGCAUCACCAGGAUGCUUCUGGAAAAAAAUGCUUCCCUUAAUGAGGUGGACAUUAAAGGCAGAACCCCCUUGCAUGUGGCUUGUCAGCACGGGCAGGAGAACAUUGUACGUGUUUUUCUCAGAAGAGGAGCUGACCUCACUUUUAAAGGGCAGGACAACUGGCUUGCUCUGCAUUAUGCAGCAUGGCAGGGCCACUUAAACAUUGUCAGGCUUCUGGCAAAGCAACCAGGGGCCAACAUUAAUGCGCAGACGUCCGAUGGAAGAACCACGUUGCAUCUUGCUGCCCAAAGAGGUCAUUAUAGAGUUGCCCGGAUUCUUGUGGACUUACGCUGUGAUGUGAAUAUUCCUAGUAACCUGAUGAAAACACCUCUUCAUGUUGCUGCAGAAACUGGGCACACCAGCACGGCCAGGUUUCUUCUCAGCCGCGGUGCCAGUAUAAAUGCGGUAACCACCGAAGGCUUUACUGCCCUAGAUCUAGCGAGCAACCUUGGCCACUAUUCUGCAGUCAAACUGCUGAUGGAUGAACAGUCGGAUGUUAAACUUAAAGACUUGACACUUGAAGAACAUUCUUUCUCAUCGAUAGAAAGUGGCCAGUCCCUUUGAAUAGAGUGGAAAGGACUAGGCCUGAGGUCACGUUACCAUUUCGCUUCUGUUUUCAAACCAAGAUGUAAAUAAUCAAUGGGGCUCAUUUGUCCGGAUUUGUCCACCUUAAGACGUUUCAAUAUCAUGGCGGGCUUCUAUAAUGUUCCUCUGUCCAGUGGAAAAGGUGAAACUAAGUUUGUUCUUUCUUGCCCGUUUUUCUUUGCUCAUUAAGGCAGGACAUGGACUGUUUGUAAUCAGACGUCACUCUUUUACUCAAAUUUUUUGAUUUUUCACCUUUUUAAUUUCAACAUUUGAGAAUGACUUUCCGAGACUGUUUGAGAAUGACGUUUGUAUCUUCCCUCUAAAUGUGUUAAAGUGCCUUAGACCUCGCUGUGCUGACAGUUAGAGCUGACAGUAACAUUCCCGUAGGCACAAUCCAUACCCUGCAGAAUCGGCAUUAUGUGAUUGUGACACAACCAGUCUAAACCAAAUCUUUAACGACCUCUAAUGCAGAAUUGACUGUGGCAGUGUAGUUUAGCUCUGUUUUAUUGUAUAUAAAGAAUAAACUUUAAUCCCACCACGGUGAUAGCCAGAUUUUGGUGUAUCCAAGUGGUUGAAUAGUAAAUAGUCUAUGACUUUUUAAAAAACACAUAUAUGUGUGUAUGUAUGUAUAUGUAUAUAUCUCAAAUCUUUCAACUAUCUGAUGUGGAUCUUCUCGUAUUUUGGAAGAACAAAGUGGCGGCCGGUUUAGAACAGUUGAAACUAAUUAGAGAUGCACCGAAUCCACUAUUUGGGAUUCGGCCAAAACUCUUAAUCCUUGGUGAAAGAUUCGAGCGAAUCCUAAUUUGCAUAUGCAAAAAAAAUUCUUCUUUUGCGACAGUGGCAUGAUUUCCCUACCCGCCCCUAAUUUACAUAUGCAAAUUCAGAUUUGGUUUAGCCAGGCACAAGGAUUCAGCCGAAUCCCGGAUUCAUUUUAUCCCUAAACCUAAUACAGAGGGUAUAAACCGCUCAGGUAGAGAGAUUUCUUAGAAAAGUGCUGUGCAUUUGGUAAACUCCACCCCUGAGGAUCCACUAAAAAUACUAAUUUGAAAAAAAAAAAAAAAGUUUUAAUAGUGGGUGUUUUAUGCCUGAAAGAGUCAGAAGAAGGCAAAUAAUUCAAAAACUA
This is a messenger RNA of Xenopus laevis (African clawed frog), 3382 nucleotides long. It is a transcript of the gene ripk4.L, whose product is annotated as receptor interacting serine/threonine kinase 4 L homeolog. The record is from RefSeq and is marked provisional. Lineage: Eukaryota; Metazoa; Chordata; Amphibia; Anura; Pipidae. Gene Ontology annotation, molecular function: protein kinase activity; protein serine/threonine kinase activity; nucleotide binding. Gene Ontology annotation, cellular component: cytoplasm; membrane.